AUGGAAAUACCCGUAUUCUUUCACAAUUUAAGGGGUUACGACAGUCACUUACUCUUACAAGGAACAGACGGAUCCGACGUCAAAUGCAUACCCAACAACAAGGAGCGUUACAUGUCCGUAACCGUGGGCAAGCUAAAGUUCUUAGACUCGCAGCAAUUCAUGGCGGACUCCUUAGCGAACCUCGUGAAAUACAACACCAACUUCCCCAUUUCCAGCCAAUACGGCGCGGAAAGGAAAGGCGUGUACCCAUACGAGUACAUGGACUCCUGGGAGCGCUUUGAGGAGCCACUCCCACCCAAAAAGAGAUUCUACAGCACCCUAAACGAGUCCGGCAUAAAGGACGAGGAGUACCAGCAUGCCUUGGACGUGUGGCAGAGACAUAAAUGUAGAACGAUGGGCGACUACCACGAUAUUUACCUACGGUCUGACGUUGUCCUGCUUGCCGACGUCUUCCAAAGCUUCCGGAAGAUGGCCAUGGAAUAUUACAGCCUGGAUCCCGCAAACUUCUACACCGCGCCAGGGCUCAGCUGGAGUGCUUUGUUAAAGAAGACAAAUGCGCAGUUGGAUCUCCUAACGGAGUACGACAUGUACCGCUUUAUGGAAGACGGUAUCCGAGGCGGCGUCUGUGGACCCAGCCGCCGUUAUGCGCGCGCCAACAACCCCCUGGUAGAGCAUGACCCCGAAAAACCCACCACGUACAUCUUCUACCUGGACGCCAACAACCUUUACGGCUGGGCAAUGUCGCAGUACCUGCCAGUGCGCGACUUUGAGUGGGUGGAGCCGCGGGAGAUAGACUACUACAUGCRCGUAAGACCGGACAGCCACAAAGGAUUCAUCCUCGAGGUGGACUUGGAAUACCCCGAGCACCUGCACGAUGCACACAACGACUUUCCCUUUGCACCGGAGGCUGUGGAGAUACCCCCCACGCAGUUGUCGCCGCUGCAGAAGCAAAUGUGCCCCAAUUACAAGCCCUACCGAAAGCUAACUAUGAACCUGAUGGACAAAAAGAAGUACGUCGUUCAUUACCGCAACCUACAGUUCUACGUGCGCCACGGCUUACGCGUAAAGAAGAUACGCCGAGUGCUGAAGUUCACGCAGGAGCCAUGGAUGCAGCCCUACAUCGACUUCAACACCCAGAAGCGCACAGCUGCCAAGAACGACUUCGAGAAGAAUCUAUUCAAGCUAAUGAACAACUCCGUCUUUGGUAAGACAAUGGAGAACAUCCGCAAGCGCGUAAGCAUAAAGAUWGYCAGCACCAGAGAGGAAGCAGAAGCAUACGUGUCACAGCCUGGAUUCGUCAGAUACGUGGAGAUGCUGAACUUCUACGUGAUUCACAUGAAGAAGGCGAACCUCUUCCUGAACAAACCCGUAUACACAGGCUUCACGGUGUUAGACCUAUCAAAGCUGCUCAUGUACGAGUUUUACUACGACAAGCUAAAACCCAAGUACGGAGACCGCUGCCAGCUCCUUUACACGGACACCGACUCCUUAAUUCUCGAAAUACAAACGGAAGACGUUUACCAGGACUGCCUUGCAGACAUUGACGAAUACGACACCUCCGGAUACCCACGCGGCCACUUUCUUUACUCCGCAAAGAACAAAAAGGUAAUUGGGAAGAUGAAGGACGAGAUGCUGGGCAAGCCCAUCGUGGAAUACGUGGGGCUGAAACCAAAGAUGUACAGCGUGCUAAAGCUGGACGGCGUGGAAACAUAA
This is a messenger RNA of Actinia tenebrosa (Australian red waratah sea anemone), 1713 nucleotides long. RefSeq lists its product as uncharacterized. Lineage: Eukaryota; Metazoa; Cnidaria; Anthozoa; Actiniaria; Actiniidae. The record is from RefSeq and is a predicted model, not a curated record.